Messenger RNA from Brettanomyces nanus, 1029 nucleotides. RefSeq lists its product as uncharacterized. NCBI's taxonomy places the organism in Eukaryota, Fungi, Ascomycota, Pichiomycetes, Pichiales, Pichiaceae. The coding region runs from base 1 to 1029 and encodes 342 amino acids. Gene Ontology annotation, molecular function: 2-dehydropantoate 2-reductase activity. Gene Ontology annotation, cellular component: cytoplasm. The record is from RefSeq and is a predicted model, not a curated record. The transcript has a single exon. Gene Ontology annotation, biological process: pantothenate biosynthetic process.
AUGCCUCAGAAUAUUCCAUCUGUUCUUGUUGUUGGUGCCGGUGCUCUUGGAUUAGUGGCCGCUUAUUCUUUGCAGGAGCAUGGCCAAUGUGACGUUACCUUGGUUGUGAAAUUCGACUACGAAAAAGUUUGUCAAGAAGGAUAUACGUUUAAGUCUGUGCAAUUCGGAAACUUCUCUGGUUGGAAACCUAAGUACAUCAGGAAAUCCGUCGAGGACACCAAACAUGAGUACGACUUUAUCAUAGUUGCUGUGAAAAAUUUACCUGAUGGACCAGAGCCUGUCAACGAUAUUAUCCGUCAUGUGGUGGAGAGAAGUCCAAACUCUGCAGUUAUCUUGUUCCAAAACGGCAUUGAUAUCGAAAAGCCAUUGAUUGAGGAGUUCCCAGGUCAUGUCAUCAUGUCCGGUGUGUCGCUCAUCAACUGUACCAACAUUGACAGGGUUGUUGACCAGAAAAACAAAGAUAGUAUUCAAAUUGGGCUUUUUGAAAAUGAAACCAUUAAAGACAUUGCCACAGCCGAAUCUAAGCUAAAGCAGUUUGUUGAAUUAUAUCAUAUUGAAGGUAUGAAUACUGUCAGUUUGGACGAAAACGUUAGAUUGUCCAGGUGGAAGAAAUUGGUCUACAAUGCCUCCAUCAACACCACUACUGCCCUUGUUCAGUUGGAUGUUACCAGGUCUACAAUCUGUGGCUUCAAGCAAAAUCUCUGCCGGCCAAUCAUCGACGAGAUUUAUGCAAUUGCCAAGGCUGAUGGCUACAAUAUCCCUUCUGAAAUGGAAGAUGAAAUGUUGAAUUUAUCCAACGGUCUUUACUAUCGUCCAUCUAUGUGCGUCGAUGUUGAUUUCGGCCGUAUGAUUGAGCUUGAGACUAUUGUUGGAAACCCAUUAAGAAUGGCCAAAAAAUAUGGUGUUCCAGCCCCAAGAUUGGACACUAUCUAUCAUCUAUUGCAAAUGGUGCAGUACAAAACCAUGGAAAAGGCAGGCCUAAUUAUUAUGGACGUUGAAAAGGGUGUUCCUCAUAAAACUUUUAAUUAG